Penicillium cinerascens is the source of this 1230-nucleotide messenger RNA. Its product is annotated as phosphotransferase family protein. The transcript has a single exon. NCBI's taxonomy places the organism in Eukaryota, Fungi, Ascomycota, Eurotiomycetes, Eurotiales, Aspergillaceae. Bases 1 to 1230 code for a protein of 409 amino acids. The record is from RefSeq and is a predicted model, not a curated record.
AUGGGCACCCCUGAUAGUUAUCUGCCUCCUGCCUUGAGCGCGGAGACUAUCACCUCGUUGAUCCUAUCAUUGGACCUCCCUACGCCAUGCUCCAUUGAGCCCCUGCAGGUUAAAGCCGCCUUUCAUUCUAUCUAUCUUAUCCAUUUCGCUUCGGCACAAUGUAUCACGGCACAAGGUAUCACAGCACGAGGAAACAAGGAUGGCACCGUUACGCUCGUGCUACGCGUCUCUGGACGGCAGCUACCUAGCAUCAAGACACGUAACGAGGUGGGCGUUAUGACCUGGGUCGGUAAAUAUACCUCUAUUCCUAUACCAGCCAUCAUCCGGUACGAUGCGACGGAGAACAACGUGAUCGGACAUGAGUUCACCCUACUCGAGAAAGCGCCCGGCAUUAGCGUCGAUCAGAUAUAUACAACACUAUCCGACGAGAUCAAGAAGCAGAUGGUCCACCAACUAACGGAUUAUCUGAUCGAGCUACAUGCGCAACCUUGGCAUAAGGGGUAUGUGGGCGGGCUGACCCUGACACCGACGGGCGAGAUUGCCUCUGGACCACCUAUCGACGAAAACUUUUGGCAGACUCCUGACCUAGAUAAGUACUGGUCUACCUCGGCCGGAGUCAAGAGUACGGAGACACUCGAAAGCCUUAAUCCUGUACCAGCCAAGGGGUUCCUUAGCUACACGGAAUAUACGAAUAGCUGCCUCGAGCGGUAUAUCCACGCGAUCGAGGUCCAUCCCUCUCUAGAGCCCUACCGCGAUUUGGUUCCCCGGAUCCACGAGUUUAUGGCGCAGUUACAGCGGCCAGACAACCAAGCAGAGCUCAACCGCGUCGCCUAUAUUAUGGCACACAAAGAUAUGCAUUUUGCCAAUAUUAUGUGCGACCCAGACCAGCCAGGGUGUCCAAUUACCGCCGUCCUAGACUGGGAGUUCAGCGGGGUGGUUCCUGGCCCAAGAUGGAACCCCCCGCGGGCAUUCCUAUGGAAUAUGAAAUGGGACCCUGACGACAAGGCAGAGCAGACCCGCAUGGAGCAAUUGUUUGAGCAAAUCUGCCGAGAAAAGGGGGCAGAGCAUAUUUUGGAGCAGACUCAGCUGAAUGCAAGGCAAGAGAUGAUGCAGACAGCGGUCAAUCACAUUCGAGCCAUUAUCGAGGUGUGCCCGCGCGGCCAGGCGCAGGACCGCGUAGCCCACUGGCGCUCGGUGGCGGAAGCCGCCAUGGAGGGAUUUCAGGCGUGA